Messenger RNA from Pichia kudriavzevii, 969 nucleotides. RefSeq lists its product as uncharacterized. Lineage: Eukaryota; Fungi; Ascomycota; Pichiomycetes; Pichiales; Pichiaceae. The record is from RefSeq and is a predicted model, not a curated record. The coding region runs from base 1 to 969 and encodes 322 amino acids. The transcript has a single exon. Gene Ontology annotation, molecular function: protein binding.
AUGCUCUCCUUGCCCAAACGUACAAAGACUAACCGUCCGGCCAGUCCAACUACCGUCAACCUCGUCAUUGUCAUCACUAUAUCCAUCUCUGCCUUGGCAUGGAUAAUAGCCUUUGUAGGGUCUAUUGCCGCUUCACAAUCAAUAGAACAUUUCCCCAAAUUCACUUGGUGGGGAUUGGUCUUUCAACUUUUUGUGGUGAUUAUAAUCCCAGUAGCAUAUUAUUUGGGCUUGUUGCCUGUUUACAGAAACUUUCUAAUGGCAUCAGUCAUAAUUGCAUUUAUCUAUUCCUCAAAUUCAACUAACAAUAUGAUCUAUUACUCAAGCUCUUCAACUUCUGCUGCUAGUACCGGGUUUAUCCUUCUUAGUAUGACCAACUUUCUUUGGUUGGUUUAUUUGGGUUCAGAUGAGUCUUCCCCCAUUGUGGAAUUCAUCGAUCAAUAUGGUAAACCUAUCAAUAUAAUCGAAAGGAAAAGGCUUAGUAUCUCCACCCAGAAUAGGCACAAUAGUAACAACUAUAAAAGUAGUGGUAGUAACGUCGUCUAUCAGUCAACCGCUUACGUGAAUCACAAUCAGUCAGACAUUUAUAGCAACAUGGAAGAUUCUCAUGAAUUGGCAGGAUUCGAAAACCCAGUUAGUGAAUCCUUAGAAACUCCUCAAAUGUCGGAAUUUAACGAUUCUGCAUUCAGACAAUCAGGCAUAUUGCCCGUAAUUCAGAUCGAUCCAAAUAACAACGGAACAGGUACAAAUCUAACAGGAAUAUCAUCAGUCUCCAAAUAUAUGGAGUCGUACCCUAUAUUGGUCAGAGGAUUAUACGACUAUAAUGCCAGUCCUGAUGAUGUUAAUGAACUAAGCUUCAAAAAGGGAGAAAUCUUUAGAGUAAAAAAUACAAACGGUAACUGGUGGCAGGCAAAGAAUAAAAAGGGUGAAAUCGGUAUGUGUCCAAGUAAUUAUCUUGAAAUUGUAACUUAA